Messenger RNA from Stegodyphus dumicola, 570 nucleotides. RefSeq lists its product as uncharacterized. Lineage: Eukaryota; Metazoa; Arthropoda; Arachnida; Araneae; Eresidae. The record is from RefSeq and is a predicted model, not a curated record.
AUGUUGAAUCCAUUCUUAGACGACGAAGGUUUUCUAAGAGUGGGAGGACGACUAAGAAAUGCUAGUAUCGCACAGAAUCUAAAAUAUCCAGUCAUUCUGCCUAAAUCACACUAUAUUACAGAACUGAUAAUACGAUAUUAUCACUAUAAAUAUCUUCACGGAGGAGCACAAAUGCUCCAUUCAGAAAUCAAGCAAAGAUGCUGGAUUAUUAAUGCAAGAGCAGCUAUUCGAAAGAUCAUUCGUAAAUGUGUAACAUGCUGUCGACACAGAAGUGAGCUGUCAUAUCAAGAAAUGGGCGAUCUUUCAUCAUCCAGAGUGAAUCCCGCAAGAGUUUUUUCGAAAUGUGGUGCGGAUUUUUCGGGUCCUUUCCAAGUUAAACCGAAGAAAGGGCGCCGUGUUCGGACAGUGAAGAUCUACGUUUGUGUUUUCGUAUGUUAUAGUACUAAGGCAGUGCAUUUAGAACAAGUUGGAGACAUGACGACAGAUUCCUUCGUAGCAGCUCUAAAACGAUUCAUUGCUAGACGUGGAAGACCGGAGGAACUGUAUAGUGAUUUGGCACUAAUUUUAUAG